This is a messenger RNA of Drechmeria coniospora, 1734 nucleotides long. Its product is annotated as POT family protein. The record is from RefSeq and is a predicted model, not a curated record. Gene Ontology annotation, cellular component: fungal-type vacuole; plasma membrane. The coding region runs from base 1 to 1734 and encodes 577 amino acids. Gene Ontology annotation, biological process: oligopeptide transport; transmembrane transport. The transcript has 2 exons. Gene Ontology annotation, molecular function: dipeptide transmembrane transporter activity; tripeptide transmembrane transporter activity. NCBI's taxonomy places the organism in Eukaryota, Fungi, Ascomycota, Sordariomycetes, Hypocreales, Ophiocordycipitaceae.
AUGGCAGAGUGCGUGCCGGGCAAGGAUGAGGCCGACCCGACAGGUGCUUCCAUCACCUCGCCCGACGUCAAGGAGACGGCGUCACCGGCCUAUCAUGAGACGGACCCUACACCUGACGGCGAUGAGCCCAACGAAUACGAGAAGCAGCAUCUGCGCCGCGUCGGCGAGAACCUUCCCGUCUCCGCCUUUCUCAUUGCCAUCGUCGAGUUGACCGAAAGGUUCACCUACUACGGUGCCCAGGGUCUGUUCCAAAACUACAUCAGCAAUCCCGCCGACGGCUCGAAUGGCGCCAGAGGCCUGGGGCUCGGUCACCAGGCCGCCACCGGCCUCAACCUGUUCUUCCAGUGGUUUUGCUACAUCACCCCCAUCCUGGGCGCCAUCAUAUCCGACCAGUACCUGGGCAAGUACAAGACCAUCCUCAUCUUCUGCGCCAUCUACUGGGUCGGCCUCAUCAUCCUCUGGGCCACGGCUCUGCCGACUUCCUUGGAGCACGGCGCCGGCCUCGCCGGAUACAUCGUCGCCAUCAUCGUCAUCGGGCUGGGGACGGGCGGCAUCAAAUCCAACAUCGCGCCUCUCAUCGCCGACCAGUAUCAACGCCGCGUCAUGGCCGUCAAGACGGAGAAGAGCGGCGAGCGCGUCGUCAUCGACCCCGCCAUCACCUACCAGCGCAUCUACAUGAUCUUCUACUGGUGCAUCAACCUCGGCGCUCUCUCCCUCAUCGCGACCCCUUUCAUGGAAAAGUACGAAGGCUUCUGGACCGCCUUCCUCAUGUGCUUCUGCAUGUUCAACGUUGGCAUCCUCAUCCUCGUCAUUCGCCGCAAAACCUACGUCAUUCGUCCGCCCCAGGGCCAGAUCAUCACCGACGCCUUCAAGGCCAUCGGCAUGAUGGCCGUGGCCCGCAACCUCGACGCCGCCAAGCCCUCGUGGCGCGAGGCCAACGGCAAGACGAGGGUGGUCCCGUGGAACGACCACUUCGUCGAGGAGCUCAAGCGUGCCCUUCGUGCCUGCAAGGUCUUUGUCUUUUACCCCAUCUUCUGGGUCUGCUACGGCCAGUUCUCGACAAAUUUUGUCACCCAGGCCGGCCAGAUGCAGGGCCACGGAAUGCCCAACGACUUCAUGCAGAACUUUGACCCCAUCGCCAUCCUCGUCUUCACGCCUCUGCUCGAGACCGUCGUCUACCCCAUCCUCCGUCGCAUGGGCAUUGAGCUGCGUCCCAUUGCUCGCAUCACCAUCGGCUUCUGGCUUGCCGCCCUCUGCCUGGCCUAUGCUGCCAUUGUCCAGCACCUCAUCUACUCCGCCGGACCCUGCUACGACCGUCCCGGUGCAUGCCCCGAGGGUAUGGACGGCAAGACGCGACUGCCCAACGAUGUCCACAUCGCCGUGCAGGUCCCCGCCUACGUCUUCAUCGGCAUCUCCGAGAUUUUCAUCUCCGUCACGGGUCUCGAAUACGCCUACACCAAAGCGCCCCCUUCCAUGAAGUCCUUUGUCCAAUCUCUCUAUCUCUUCACCAACGCCUUCGGCUCCGCCAUCUCCGAGGCCCUCGUUUCCGUUGCCGUCGACCCCAAGUUCGUGUGGAUGUACACGGGCGUCGCGUGCUCUGCCUUCGUUACCGGCUGCGCCUUUUGGUUCCUUUUCCGCCACUACGACGCCGAGGAGGAGAAGAUGUAUGACCUUGACCGCGACCUGCCCACGCUCACCCACGACGGUGAGAAGAGAGUGGAGGUGGAUGAGUGA